Arachis ipaensis is the source of this 1840-nucleotide messenger RNA. Its product is annotated as isocitrate dehydrogenase [NADP]. Gene Ontology annotation, cellular component: mitochondrion. The record is from RefSeq and is a predicted model, not a curated record. Gene Ontology annotation, biological process: NADP+ metabolic process; isocitrate metabolic process. NCBI's taxonomy places the organism in Eukaryota, Viridiplantae, Streptophyta, Magnoliopsida, Fabales, Fabaceae. Gene Ontology annotation, molecular function: isocitrate dehydrogenase (NADP+) activity; NAD binding; magnesium ion binding.
GAAAAGGGCGUUUCAUACUGAAGCACUCAAGCACACCUGGAAAAGGUAGAGAAAAAAAAUAUUUUAUUGGGGAGUUGGGACAGCCAAUAAAAAACCGUAUUGUGUUGGCUGACUCUGACCCCUUCCAUUCCAAGCAGUGCAAGCGUUGAUAACUAUUACACACUGGGAAUCAAUAACCGGAAAUUCGUUGAUUCUCUCUAUUACACACUCUUCUCUCUCUCUCUCUCUCUCUCUUACUGUGUCUUUUGAGUUUCUUCCUUCUUGUUCCUCUCUGAGUUCUCAACCAAACUCAAGAAAUGGCGUUUCAGAAGAUAAGGGUUGACAACCCCAUCGUUGAAAUGGACGGAGAUGAAAUGACUCGGGUAAUUUGGAAGCUGAUAAAAAAUAAGCUUAUUUUCCCUUAUUUGGAGCUCGAUAUUAAGUAUUUUGACCUAGGACUUCCUCAUCGGGAUGCCACUAAUGACAGAGUUACCAUCGAAAGUGCUGAAGCUACACUCAAGUAUAAUGUAGCAAUCAAAUGUGCAACUAUAACUCCUGACGAAGCUCGUGUCAAGGAGUUCAACUUAAAGCAAAUGUGGAGAAGUCCAAAUGGAACAAUCCGAAACAUUUUAAAUGGUACGGUUUUUAGAGAGCCAAUCAUCUGUAAAAACAUUCCGCGUCUUGUUUCAGGCUGGACAAAGCCAAUAUGCAUUGGAAGGCAUGCUUUUGGAGACCAAUAUCGGGCAACUGAUAUUGUUGUAAAGGGCCCAGGAAAGCUGAAACUGAUGUUCGUACCCAAUGGACAUGGAGAACAUAAAGAUUUAGAAGUCUAUAAUUUUACUGGUGCUGGAGGUGUAGCUUUGUCAAUGUAUAAUACUGAUGAGUCCAUCCGAGCUUUUGCUGAGGCAUCGAUGAACAUUGCGCACCAGAAAAAAUGGCCACUCUAUCUUAGCACUAAAAAUACCAUUUUAAAAAAAUAUGAUGGAAGAUUCAAGGACAUUUUUCAGGAAGUUUUUGACACUCAAUGGAGGCACAAGUUCAAAGAGGCUGGGAUAUGGUAUGAACAUCGUCUCAUAGAUGAUAUGGUUGCCUAUGCUCUUAAAAGUGAUGGAGGGUAUGUAUGGGCCUGCAAGAAUUAUGAUGGGGAUGUGCAGAGUGAUUUCUUGGCUCAAGGAUUUGGUUCUCUUGGCUUGAUGACAUCAGUGCUGGUUUGCCCAGAUGGGAAAACCAUUGAAGCUGAGGCAGCACAUGGCACUGUUACCCGUCAUUACCGGGUUCAUCAGAAGGGAGGUGAAACCAGCACAAACAGUAUAGCAUCAAUUUUUGCCUGGUCUCGAGGUCUUGCGCAUAGGGCAAAGUUGGAUGGAAAUGCUAGAUUGUUGGACUUUACAGAGAAACUGGAAGCAGCUUGCAUUGAAACAGUGGAAUUGGGAAAGAUGACAAAGGAUCUUGCACUUCUUGUCCAUGGGCCUAAGGUUACUAGGUCUCACUAUCUAAAUACUGAAGAGUUCAUUGAUGCAGUAGCUGAGGAGCUGAAAACUAGAUUAUCUAUGCAGGCAAAGCUAUAAAGGUGAAGAUUUAUUAGGGCUAUGUGAUCUCCAAUAAGUUUUUACCUACAAAUAAGUUUACCUUAUUUAUGGCUAAUGCCUUUUCCAAUUUCAUUUAUACUGGUGCCUACAAAUAUCACUAAAAUAUAGCUCAGUUUGUUUGGAAAGUCAAAUAAUUCAGGGAGUAUAAUGUGUGGUGGUGCAUCAAGUUCAAGCGAAACUAUUGUAUCAUGAAUAAUCUCUUUCAAAAAUUUAGAUAGAGACGAAUAAAUAAAUUUUUUUUUAAUCUCAGUAACAAGUAUUAUCUUGCGUUA